GUCGCAUACGUUGCACUGUUCUUAAAAUAAUCCGAACAUGCACAAGCGUUGUCACGGGUGAAACACGAAUCGGACACGGAACAUUCUUUCGGAAUUUUUUGGACUGGGGGAAUCUCGCAAGGAGAACUGUUGAAGGUACGUUCGAAAGCAAAUUUCUCAGCUUGUUAUUAUUCCAUUAUAACGAGCCUAAUCGCAAACGCAAUAUUUUAUUAAGGUAUAUGUUACUAGGAAAUGCCCAGUAUUUGUACGGUUUUGAACUGAGAUCAUCUACUACGACCGCCUUUCCUCUUGAUCUCCUAACUCUAAUUAAACAUGGCUCAAAAACCCAUCCUACGUCGGCAUGGUCAGUGCUUUAAAUCGUACCAACAUUUUAGAAAAUUUGCCUGUUAAUUAUUAGGUUUGAAUAUGUAGUAAAAUCCUGGAUCUCGACUAGCCAAGAAUAGUUACGAUUGUGGGCGGCCUCUUAAUUAAUUACCUACCUGCGACAAGUCGUAUGUUCGUCUAACCUCAGCGUUCCGAAACCACAGAUACUGGCUGUCGCCCUGUUGUCUCAUACCAAGUCUAAAUAUCUAAAAAACAGAAGGUCAAAACUUGGUUAAGAUUUAAGACUGUAACUGAUCAUGUAAAAGGAUUUUGAUCCCUUGAAAUGUUCAGUUGUAUCUUACUGUGAACUUUCAACUAAACGCUCUUGCCAUUUCAUCAACUUCUUGUGAGGAGAAAAACGUCCCCUUUCAUACAGUAAUAAUUUCAGUUCAUCAAACAGAUAAGUUUCAAGCCAAGGUGUUUAGAGAGGAAAUGCGUUUAUUAAAUGUUUCGGUUUAUAUCACAACAAAAACACAAUAUGUGGUGUCGUGGCAGUAUUCACCAAAAUAAACAAAGUUAAAGAGUGGCGGAAAAAAAACUGGUCCCAUAAAGCUUUUUUUUAUCGGAUACUUAAAGAUUUGAUGAAUACCUUACACACACAGGUUCAACGUUUGAACAAGCACAGCUAAAGUGAUUUGGGGCUCAGGUUAAGAUUUCUUCCGACUCCAAAAUCAAAAUUCGUUCGUGUUACAUGUAUAACCUUUUCACACACUGAGUGAAUGUGUGAGUGUUUAUCGGUGUUUUGCGAGGUGAAGUUUGUUUGUUUUUUCAAGUUUGAAUUUGACCAUUACUAAAAUAGAAAGAGAGUCACUACUGAACCCUUCGUCGCCGCCUUACCCUUGGAGAGUGUCUGAUCAAAAUUCCAGGGACAGUGACUUCACGAUAUUGCGAAAGAAAAAAAAAGCCCGUAGCAAAAUGACAGCAGUAACUUAUCCCAUUAACCACAAAUGAAUAAUCUAACGGAAGUAUAUUUGGAUAAGCGUUCGAAGUCUUGUCAGGAAAAUCCUUUCCUAUUUGUGAGGUCAGCCAUUCCGAUUAGCCUUUUCACACAUUGCACCACUGUUAUAAACAAUAAACAAAGAACUGCUAAAAAGAGCACAUCUGACUCUUACAUACCAAUUUGAUAAACAAGAUCCACCAUCUUUACUUGGAGACAUUCAGUUUCCUAGUUAUGUUUAAGUAUAUGCUGCUUGGCAUCCAGCGCUCAGGAUUCAGGACUCCAUCAGUAAAAAAUUACCCUUUAUUAAGCCCUAAACACCAAAAUUAAAAUUCUCAUUUGUUCUCCCUAUACGUUUCCUUUUCAAAUAGUGGGGGAAAGUUGAUGAAUCAUCAACCAGUUUCAUCUUGUUGUUUAUGAAGCAUUGAUAUCACAAGAUGAAUUUUGAUGCCGAUCAUUCCUAUGGCUUAAAGGGUUACAUCUUCUCCUAUAACGGAAAAUAUAAAUAAAUGAAUGGUAAACGCGGCUCCCUUAUUACACAUUACAAGUGUAAAGUGACCAACAAUACGCUACGUCGAUCAGUAAUUUUGUGAAAAUGCAAAUCAUAACCCCAACCUAUUUUGAAAUGUUUCUUUUCCUUUUUUUUUUUUAAAUGCCCUCAGCGUAGAUAGGUCACUGCGAUAAGAGUUUUUGUUGGGGACUUAAAAACAGGAACACAGGAUCAACUUUAUUUAACCCGAAAGGUAUCGAUUUCAACCGAGAUUUCAAUGUUAACUUAACAUACACAUUGCAUAUACAUUUCAACUUCCUUGUGGGCAGAUGCACAUUGAUCACGUGAUCUCGGGUUUUGUUCGUUAACAUGUCACAUGAAAAAAUACAGAUAAGUACAAAACAACAAAGCGAAUAAUAACUACAGUCAACUCUCUACAACUCAGGCCACCCUUGAUCCCGUUAAGACUAGCCGUAAUUGAUUUCAGGGUGGGGUCCGCCUGACAAAAUCUAAGUGUCCAAAAUCCAAAUCUAAGUGUUCUCUUUGGAGAAGUGUCUACCUUAUAGAAAGUCACAGAAAAUAGUUGGAGAACGGCAUGGAGAGCAACGCUGGGUGUCCGUUUUAGGAAGGUGUUUGCCUUAUAGAGAGUUAAAGAAAAUGACUGGAGAACAGUAGGGACCGACUAUAGGUGUCCGUUUUAGGAAGGUGUUCGCCUUAUUGCGAGCAGAGUCAAAGAAAAUAACUGAAGAAUGGCAAGAAGCAACUCUAGCUAGGUGUCCGUUUUAGGAAGGUAUCUCCCUUGGGAAGUCACAGAAAAUAAUUGGAGACGACAGGAACCAACUCUAGAUGUCCGUUUUAGGAAGGUGUCUGACGUGUAGAAAGUCAAAGAAAAUGACUGGACAUGCUGGUGACGGUAAAGAACGGUGUCUGCCUUAUUGAGGCCAAAUUAUCUGGAGAACGGCAAGAAUCGUCUCUAGGUGUCCGUUUUAGGCAGGUGCCUGCCGUGUAGAAAGUUAAAGAAUAUGAUAGAAGAACGGCAGGGACCAACUCUUCAUGUCCGUUCUUAGCGAGAUGUUUGCCUUAAAGUCGGUGAAAGAAAACAGCUGGAAAACGUCAGGAACCAACCCUAGGUGUCCAUUUUUGGGAGACGUCUUGGUCAACAAAUACCCAACAAAAGAACGAGGCCAAUAUAAAGAGCCAAAAAGAUAACUUUUCCCCGCGGGACCAACGCAGGACAUCCCUAGAGGGCAAGAUGGGGCAUUCAUGCCCCCUUGAGUAGCCGCAAACGCAGGAUUCACUUUAUCUGGCUUGCUAAUGGUUUCAGCCGUAUAAUAAAAGUUCAAAUUAAAGGUGAUAGCAACUGGCAAAAACGUUUUCACUAAGCUGCAGUUGCAUAAUAGGAAGCUAGAAAGGCGCACGCCACGACAAAGUUAAAGCAAGGGGCACACAUACACCAACCCACGGCCUGGCCAGUACCUAACGUAUGCGCAAGCCAUUUCACCCGCGCAGUUGCAGCUAUGACAGCUGUUUUGCCCUUAUUGGGGCUCAUCAGCAUGCACGGCAUACCCGUCGGGUCUAUGAACGGUUGAACCCGUGUCUCAAAGACCCUUUACUGCCGGGACGAGUGCAAAACACUCCUUUAAGAGCCAGCGAAAUGAAAACCAAGUAAAAGGCCGACAAUAUUGAACCAGCGACCGUUUUCAUCGGACAUGUAAACGAAAGACAAAUCUUAUAACAACGAACUAUAAAGGUUUUUGCAUCAGACGAGAGGAUGAAAAGGUUCGUUUGUAUUAACCAUCUUAGUUUUUGACAUUCUCUAGCUUUUUACUAACUGGUUUAGGGAAACAAAGAUAUCUUAGUGUCUGUUAAGACGAUUUUUCGUAGUAAUUUCCAUCGUCGGAUGUGAUGAAACAGGCGAUUCAUAGAAAAGUAUCUCUAAUAUGAAAUUGGUACCCCCAGUUACAUUCUUUUAGAUAUCGUAUGAUGAAUCAGUGUUUUUCUACGCUAGAUUUUAUCGGCAUUCUUCACCUGACUCGUUAAGAUUCUCGUCAAUUGCGAUAUAUAAAAGAAUAACAAUAACCACGCUUGCCUGUCGUCUUCGUCCAAUAAAGCUCAUCCAUUACAAAUGGGUUUAUCAGUUUUAUUCUAGGAUUACGAGAUUAACUUAUCUGUUAACUCAAAUCUAAUUACUCGGUGGGCUUCAUUGCAUCACGAGUUUGCUGCAGGAAGCUAGCGGAGUUAGUGUUAUCUGUGCUAUCGAAGCUCGCACAACGUGAACUCGCCUGCACAUUGAAGGUAUGUUGCAUGGUGUAGAGAUGUAUUAGCACUAGAGUUUGGUAAAUUGUUUGAAGUUGUUUUGAGAUAGAAAUUUCGGUAUAAAAACAUCAGUUUAGGCUUGUGGGUGGAGUAUAUCUCUGCAUUGCCCACAGCACUAGCCGCCGUGGGAUAUCCCUGUUUCUCCUUAGGAACUUUUCGCCCAAUUUAGUAAAGCCAGUGUCGCACCUAAAGGCAAAAGAUAAAUAUUCUAUAAGGGUACUAUAUUUAGAAUUAAAGUGUGAGACAUGUAGAGCAGUUCUGUUAAAUUAUAAAUGUGCGUAUGUCAGGGAGCUUUCUCGUGAGCAGAACCUUGGUAAUCAGACCCUGCGAUGUUUACUCUCGGCCCCCCAUGCGGUUUUUUUUGUAAGGAAGUCAUUUUAGAAAUGCACGGCAGUAGAAUUUGCAAAUAUUGGCUCGAAAAUAAGUAUCAAUUUGUUUGUGAUUUGAAAACAGUAAUGAUGUCUUUCUACCUGGUCAUAAAUGAGGUUAAAAACAAUUAGCAAUACUCUGCAAUGGGUAAACAGGCCUAUCGCAGUCAGGUCUACGCAAGAACGCUUGUUGAGUACCCUGAAAUAACAGACAUUUUUGAAAUCCAAAUCUUUUCUGAGAUACUGCAAUUUUUUUCUAUAAGCGCAACUGUUAUCUCUUACCCUCACAUUUGAAUGAUUUUUAAGAUUUUAUAAGUUAAAUUGUGCCAUUUUUUAUGAUCGGCGAUUUAGUUUUCUAGUAGCAGUAGAUGUGAUAUGUGGGCUCUACAUUUUUGCACCGAUCCAUAUGUAAACAAAACAAAUUCAGAUCCUUUUUAAAGGUUAUCUGCGACAAUCCACAUAAAAUCUUGAGUUUCAGUGAUCUUGGGCUACAGUUUUAGAAAUAAAAAUCGAUCAAGAGCAAUUGCUUCUGGUUUCAAUCCAAAUUGUUGUCAAUCGGAAGGAGUUUGCGGUAACUUUGAUACUGAGGUUGAGCAACUCUCAGUCUCUAAUGUGCAUUGCAUCUGUAUUCAGAAAUGUUACGUAAAAGCCCAAAAGGUUCAACACAGAGUGUAUCAGUCGUUCUUAAACUGAUCCUGGAUUAUACAAAUAAAACACAAGAGAGUGGUUUUGACCUUACAGGGCUUUUCAAGCGAUUGCCAUAAACGAGAGCUACAGCUCAGACAACAAUCAGAAUGAACACACAACUUAAUCGAAAAGGGCGUACUUGAUAAGCACCCAAGGUUGGUAGCUAAAUUGUGAACCUGAAUAAAUCAUUGUCAACCUGAAACCUUCAGUUGUUUUUGCUGCUGCUGUUGUUUCCGGCAUUUAUUUAUUUUAUUUUUAUUUUUUUCUCUAUUGUUUGCGGCAGUUGUACUUAAGAUAUGCAUUAGAAGGUCGACUGUAUACUUUCCGCACAACUUUUCUUUUUACCCCCGUUUUUGGUCACAAAAAGGCAAAAUGAUUUGACUGUAUCGCAAUCAUGUGAAAAAAAUCUUCAAACAUGCUUUCACUUACAUUCACGAGUUAUAACUUUGAAUUGACCUUUUAAAAUGUCUAGAAAUAAGGUCUCAAUCACUAACCUAAUUUCACGAGAUCAAGAGGCAUUUUCAGUUUUGUAGGAAUUUUACUCCAUUUUAACAUUGCUUUGAAUGGUACCAUUCUUGAUGAUUUCUGCCUAUGUCGACCAAAAAACAGUCCGCUGAUCUCAUUUUUGAAACGUCAAGAGUGCUGUUGCGUCAGAGCGGUGCCUUUAUGUAGUUGAGUCACUUGAGAAUUUCAGAUGGGUGCAACUAAUGAAGUCAAAAAUCAAACUCUUUAAAUACGUUAGAUGACUGGAAUUGCGCCGAAGUGUCCGUUUAGAGUUAAUCCUUUCGAGUUAUCAAAGGACCGUCAAACAGUUUAAUCGAGUGUUUUGAUUCCAGCACGUCUGAACUUGACUAUCCGGCCUUUCCCACCCCUUCUUUGAACUGUUUUGUAGGCUGGGUAUUGCUGUGAAGUGCAAUUAGCUACCGCACGCCGUAAUUAAGAUACCGUUUCGCCAGUUUUAGAGGGAGGUACCCCUAGUACUUUCGUAAGAGCCAAUUUAAUGUUAGUACGCCGAGAUUCCGAGUAUUUCCUUAUUUCAAGAUGGUAAACGGCAGUGAACAGAAGUGAAAGUACAUUCCUACAGCUUAGACAACAACCAACAGUUCAACUGUUUAUUCGGCGACAGUGAAGAAUCUACACAAACAGCAGUCGUUUUAACCCCAACAGUCUGGCACAAGUGGCCCAGUGUAGCUACUGCAAAUUACGACUAGUUAGGCUGUGUAUUAUAACCUUCCUUCAGUAUCCCUAAUUGGACAGUGUUGUACAGACAAAGAAAGAUCGUGCAUGAUCAAGAACAUGGUUAUCGAACCUGUAAUUACACAACUAGGACUAUGACACAGGGACCGGGAAAGAGUGCUUCAAAUGAUUUCCGGCCAUUUAAAAAUUACACAGACUUAAAAGACACUCUUAAAACGUUAAAAAGGUAUCGAAAUGAGGUUUCAUACACCAUCAACAUUGAAAACGUCGGGUACAUAAACGUCGGGUACAUGAUCAAGAACAUGGUUAUCGAACCUGUAAUUACACAACUAGGACUAUGACACAGGGACCGGGAAAGAGUGCUUCAAAUGAUUUCCGGCCAUUUAAAAAUUACACAGACUUAAAAGACACUCUUAAAACGUUAAAAAGGUAUCGAAAUGAGGUUUCAUACACCAUCAACAUUGAAAACGUCGGGUACAUAAACUCUUGCUCUGCGAACAGAUAAAUCUUAGGCGGUUUUUCUUCUUUGUUGUGAGAAGAGAUUUUAUGUAAGAUCUUCGAAUGGAAUGCUAAGAUUUAUUUCUCUGAUAAGCAUCUCAUAGACCUCAUAGCCCAUGUUUGAUAUAACUUUGUAAAAUCACUUUUACAUUCUUUGCCCUUGAUCAAGUUACUUGAUAGAACGAUAUACCGAGUCAGAGAAGCGUUUAUCCAAAGGUAGUGCCACGGACGCGUAGUUCUGCAAAUAAAGUACAACCAAACUUGCUGUGCGGCCGUUUCAAUAUUUAACGCAUUAUAAUGCAUCUGGAAAUUUGUAAGACUCGGAAAUUCAACAUGGGAUUUUUUGGGGGUUAGUUUUCAGCCCAGGCAUUUUUUUUUAGGUUUUGUUGGAAGCCCUAAGGAUUUUUGGGGGUUUUGAUUUUUGCCCCCACUCGAUCAUCCCCUUCAUUUGAAAUCCGGAGUACGCACCGUAAGUCGUCGCAUACAUACGACAAAGCAGGAUGGCAGGGUGUUUUGUCACUGAUGCGAUAACAUAUAGUUGAAGAGGUAGGCAGUUCGACUUAGUCAGGGAUGACAAAGAUAAUGGGAAGUGGUCUAUUAAAGGGGCGGAGGGCUACUUCCAAUGAUGGAUGAAAAACAACUGACUGAACUAAAACUAGUAACCGCCAGUCAGUAGAUCACUUGACGUGGAUAGAUAGGCAUAUCAACAAAUAGAUGGAUCGGCAGAUUAGAUCGAAAGAAUAGUUAGAUCAGUGGAAUUGAAGCAAUGGAUCGUUGGAUCGAUAGAUCCGAUCGACAGGAUAGUUAGAUCAGUAAGAACAAUGGAUCGUUGGAUCGAUAAAUCGGAUCGAUAGGAUAGUUACAUCAGUGGGAGCAAUGGGUCGAUGUACCACUGGGAACAAUGGAUCGAUGCAUCAGUAGAUAGGAUCGCCGGAUAGGAUAGUUAGGACAGUGAAAGCAAUGAACCGAUACAUCAGUAGAUCAGAUCGAUAGGAGAGCUAGAUCGGUAAAAGCAAUGGAUCGAUGGAUCGGUAAAUCGGAUUGUUAAAGUAGUUAGAUCAGUGGCAACAAUGGAUCGUUGCAUCGGUAGAUAGGAUCGAUAGGACAGUUAGGUCAGUGGAAGUAAUGAAUCGAUAGAUCGGUAGAUCAGAUCGAUGGGAUAGUUAGAUCGGCUGUAGCAAUGGAUCUGUGGAUCGGUAAAUCGUUAGAAUAGUUAGAUCAGUAAGAACAAUGGAUCCAUAAAUCGGAUCGAUAAGAUAGUUAGAUCAGUGGGAACAAUGGAUCUGUAGAUGGGAUCGAUAGGACGGUUAAAUCAGCGAGAGCAACGGAUCCUUGGAACGACACAUCGGAUUGAUAGGAUGGUCAGAUCAGUGAGAGCAAUGGAUCCUUGGAUCGAUAGAUCGGAUCAAUAGGAUAGUUAAAUCAGUGAGAGCAAUGGAUCGUUGGAUUGAUAGAUCGGAUCAAUAGGAUACUUCAGUAGGUGCUAUGGAUCGUUGGAUUUCGUAAAAUGCCUCGUUUGGCUCAUAAAGCGCCUGUUAUGCAGGCUAGGUAGAUCAAUAGGAUAGUUAAUUCAGUGGGAAUAAUGGAUUGGCAGAUCGGAUCGAAAGGAUGGUUAGAUCACUGGGAGCAAUGGAUCGUUGGAUCGGUAGAUCUCAUCGAUAUAGGAUAGUUAGAUCAGUGUGAGCAAUGGAUCUUUUGAUCGGUAGAUCGAUAGACCGGAUCGAUAAGAUAGUUAAGAUCAGUGGGAAGAAUGAAUCGGAAGAUCGGAUCGAUAGGAUAGUUACAUUAGUGGGCGCAAAAAAAAAGAUGGAUUAGUUGAUCGGAUCGAUAUAGAUUCGGGUGGGUUGGAGGAUCAGUGAAUUGAGGGAGUUUGGCUAGAUCGAUAAAUCGAUGUAGAUCGAUAGAUCGAUGGGUCAGUGUCAGUAGAUUUCAAGACGUCGAUGGAAAUGUAGCUUGGAUCGACAGAUUAGUUGACCAUAUCGAUAGUUCCCGGUGAUCGCUAAAGGGUCGACGGAUCAGUAAACGGAAUGGAAGGCCAGGUCAAUGGAUCUACACAGAGAUUCACCAGUUCCAGGCGUUCGGAUAGUGCGUGGCGAGGGGCGCGAAAUGGAGGGUGGAUGGGGCAAAACCGGAAGAAAGGAGGAUUUCCUUCGCACCCUGAUCAAGUAAAAGAAACAGUUUUCCUGGGAGUAAUCAUGGAUGAAAAUUUAAAUUGGAAAUCUGAAAUCUCACAUGUCGCCACUAAAGUUUCUAAAUGCACAGGAAUUAUUCGUAAAUCCAGUUUCUAUUUAUCCACGAAAACCUUACGAACACUAUAUUUUUUUCUAGUCUAUCCAUACCUUUUUUACUGCAACUUAGUUUGGGCCUCUACUUACAGAACUAACCUUAUUCGUCUUGAGAUUUUACAGAAACGAGUGAUCAGAACUAUAGCUAAAACCACUUUCGAUGCACAUACUGAUCCAAUCUUUCAAAAUCUUGGUAUCUUAAAAUUUCCUGAUAUAUACUUAAUACAACUAGGCUUAUUCAUGUACUCCUAUCAAAACCAUACUCUACCUUUAAAAUUUCAUUGUAAAUUUACCUUACAAAGUCAAAUUCAUUCGUAUAAUACAAGAAACUCGUGUAAAUUUCGUCUGCCUUUCUGUCGUACUCGAACCAAGCAAUUUUCCGUUUUUUAUCAAGGACCUAAAUUUUACAACACCUUAAACACCAACAUCAUCAACGCUUCCUCACCUUUCUCCUUUAAAAGAGCACUUAAGGCAUUUAUUUGUAAUAAUUAUUAGUAUACUUCAACAAAAAUCUUGGGAAAAAGCCUUUUAAUAUUCAACAUUUGUACAUGUAAACUUCCGUAAUAUUGAUUAGUUUAAUUUUUCACCUGAUAUUAUAUUGUACCCGUCGCCGUAAUUUUUAUGCCAUAUUCGAAAAAUUGUAAUUGAGGAGGCCUAAUUAACAUAAGCUCUAUAGUUUCUUUUAGGCCUCCUCGCCAUCUCUUCCUACAUUUUUUUUUUCUUUUGGCAUCUUUAAGUAAUUAUUGUAAUUGUGUGGCAAAUAAAUAAAAUACCUAAAUACCUAAAUACCACCCUCUCCAUACCCCCACCCCCUUCGCUGUGGUUUCCUGCUCGCCUUUCAAGAGUUGUCCUCACUAACUGAACGCCUUGAACAGGCUGCACAGAUAUCGACGGGUGGGUACUGCGGCCCUACGGGUAGAAUCAAUGGAUCAAUAGCUAGAGUAGUGCUUCAAUUGUAUCCAUGGAUCUAUGACAUUCGACCAUGUAUUCAAUUUGUAUUCUGAAAGAGCCUUUUUUACAAAAAUAGACAAUUACAGUUUCUCGUUAUUAAAAAGUGGCUCUCGCAUCAUGCUCUGUGAGCAUGCUAAGACUUGAACACUUUCGACUGCUUUCUCUAACUCAAAUUGUUGCUUUACCUUUUUAUGGCAUAAAUUAUGACCUUACGACUGUUACCGAGUAUCCUUGUUUAUCUUCACAGAUAUAUUUCACUAUACAUAGUUGGGACAACCGAGAUAUCUGAAACUUUAGGGUUCUUUCUAGCCUCCCCACAGACGUCCUUUGGGGUUCGUUUGUCACGCAUUCAUUUCUCCCCCACGUGGGGGAGAAAUGAAUGCGUGACAAACGAACCCCAAAGGACGUCUGCGGGGAGGCUAGGUUCUUUCUCGAUUCAUUUACACACUAUUUUGACACGAGGCCAUGUCAUUAUUCCUCCGCGCACAUCGAUCCUCCCCUGCCUUUCCUAAGAAGUUCCGUCUGAUAAACGUCACCAUCGUGAAAUUAACAUUUUUCGGUUUUCCUCGGUGUAGUCAUUUUCCUGCGUUGCAAACUUCUCGGACGCCUUAAAAUUUCUAAACGUAAAAUCCAUUAAUGCAACCGUCCACAAUGGGUUCAGGUUUGCACAUUUUGCUAGCUUGCUAAAAUCCUAAAUGCUAAAAGUUCAGUACAGCUCUAGACAACUCGAGAUUGGAAUAGCGUACCAAAUACUCCGUCAAGCUCGACCCUUUUUGCCCGUCUUAUUAAUGCAGCUCUCCUUAUCAGAAAUGGGAUGUAGCGAGGAUAAACUUAUCGCCACUUAUAGCCGGAUAUGCACUGAACACCUAGACCCCACACGUGUCAGUCAAAGAACUCAUACAUACGAAUUCACCAUCGUGAAUUGUCUUCAGUUUUAAAAUUUGAUCGUGUUUUAAGAUUUCUCUAUAAUAGCUCUAGCUUACUGAAAUGUCAGGGCGGACUUUUAGCUGGGUUGAUCCCGAUAAACGCAACUAAAACCACCAGGACUGCUAAGAAUUCUUCCGGAAGUAUACAUUAGUGACAUUUACGACCUCAGAGGGACUUCUAACGUUUCACACAGUCUUGUCCUCUUCUAUGCUUGUUCUUGAGCUGAUCUCAACGAUUGACAUUUGAAAGUGAUCUCUUUCCACAACUUACUGUAUAAAACAAUCGUCAUUUGAAAACAAAAUCUUUACAAGGAACAAAGAUGAACAAUGUUUAACACCGGACAUAUAUUAAUGGGAUUUAUGUACAGGAAUCAGUAUAAGGUAUUUCUUCAGCGUUUAACAACAUACUACUGCUAAUAUUUCAUUAUUGGUGCUAUUGUGAGCGCCCUAUUGUUUACAGUUUCUUCUCUCCAGUUGUAACAUUUGUUUAUGAUUAUUAAUGGCCCAUCUACGGUGAACCUAAUACUUUGUUACGUAUUAGUUUUCACGGAAAUGUUCUCUACCCAUUUCAUGGCUUGGCCCCCGAAGAAAGUCAAACGUGGAACAUACGUUAAAUAUUCAACCCAGUCUCAAAAUGGUGCCGGUCCAGUGAGUUGUAUACUUACAGAUAUAUUUGGCUAAAGAAGCUCGAUCAGCGAGAAAUGGUCCCAAAGUCUGGCUUCAUUGUACACACAUAAAGAAGAAAACGGAAGAUAUCAACGGCAACAUUUUUAUCGAAGCCUCAUGUAAUAGUUCUUAUUUGGCGGUCUGGUUCAGAAUCACUUCGUUAUCUUUUAGAAUCAAAUCCUUGAAGGAUCUCCAAAGGGCUUCUUCAAUCCCAUCAUCCGAAACAAAAUUUUCGCUCUAUCCCGUAAUCCCGAUGGUUAUUUUCGGCAUCUUGCAUCUCGUGCAUACUUUCAAUCCCGAAUCUCGCCCAUUUUACUUCAAGAUCCGGAUACAGGCCUUCAAAUACGGCAGAUCCCGCAUCCCGAAAAUCCUACCGGGGACCGCCUUCUCUGGUAGUAAAAGUUGUUACAAGUGCAUGGAUAUUCUGCACAGAGAGCUCCCUUUAUUCGUUUUGUCGCCAAAAGCAGUUGGUUUGACUAGCUAAGGGAACUCAAAGUUAUAACGGGCUAUUUAAGGCUAGUUUCCUUCCAACAAUCUUAACCUCAGUUCCCCCUUUACGAGCCAAACAGAAUUACAGAAAUUUAGAGAAAUCCAUUAAUCGCGGUCAAUUCAGACCAAUACAGCUCAACAGUAAAAUCGUUUGGGUGGGCAGUGUUAGUGCAUUAUAUAUAUACUAAUAAGAGACCGACCGGAACUAUUGAACAAUAAUCCCAUACUCAUAUCUCAGCUCUAGGUACUAACUCCUAGACCGCAAGUCAUAGUGACCCACCCUGAGAUCCAAAAUACAGCUUGAAAAGUAGUUCUUGAACGAUUUGGAAUUAAACUAACUGCCCGGCAUCUGGGAAGGGCUUAAAUAGCCAAAAAUUGAACGGCAGUCAGAAUAUUUUGUAUAAUUUCUGGCUAAUCCCUUUUUCCUAUCUUUAGUUAGUAUUACUUAGCAAUCAGAAAAACAAUGGUGGCUUUGCUCUACGAAGUUUUGCGUGACUUCGUGACUUGACUUUUCGUACUCGUCAGGAAAUUCCGAACAUAAGUCCCUUUCCGCUGUUGAAAUAUAGCCGGGCAUAAAUCAGCCUACUGAAAAAUCGUGGAUUCAAAUACACUGUCAUCGAAAUGACGCUCCUGAACCUGCCCGGGGUCAGCAUAACACAGCGUGUGCGUACAUGUACGGAUUAUUAAAAGAUGAAGGAAGAGAGAUCGAAAAGAUCUGUAGAAGGAAACAAGAACACAUGAACCUUUUGAGGCCAGUUUUUCUCUGGCCAGUGAUGCUGUACUUAAGACUCUGAAGACUUCUUCAAUGACUGACUUUUCGAGACUUUCGUUGCUCCUUUUUGUGACUGUGUUGCUAAAAAAACUCGACUUGGGAAAAGGUCUGUCCUUUACACGGCCGUUCAAAUAGAUAGACUUAUGUGCCCCACAACUGAAGCCUGAACAAGUCGCUGUUGGAACUGACGAGACGGUAUUUUAUUCAGAAGUAAGAGAGAAGGUAUCUGCUGGUUUGCCACUCUAACUUUCAAAUCAGUGAACGAAAUCGUGUGGUGUUACCAUUUAAAUGAAAUCUCUUUGGUAGAUUUUUGUUGCCCAGCACAACUGCACUAUCCAGUUAUUUCUUAACUUUUUUUUUACAAUUUCUUUUUCUGCAGUUUUUCAUUGGCCUGUGCCGGGUAUUCGGGAGUGAUAGGGUUUCAAGUACCAAAGCAGUGCUAAACAGAACAUUAAAAAAAAUUUACUGUCUGUUUAUCAUCUUUUUAGUAGCUAGUUAAACUAGUAGUUAAACUAGUAGUAUCGAUAUAGUGGCUAAGGCCUGCCUGGAAAUAUCUUUUUUUCUCUCCACUUAAAAUUGUAGUUGUCCAACAGCCCCGAGAUCGACGUCAGUUUUUCUCCAGGGACUCCUGCUUUUCCCUCUUGACAAAAAUCAACCCUUAUGAACACCUUUUAAGCGAUUUCUUUAAUACGAGCUCCUUAAGAGGAGGUUUGAGGUCUUUGAGGGUAAACAAAUUUAUGUUACGUUACAUUUCCAGCACUAAAGUACUGACUGCUACUAUCUGUAACUUACAUAAGUGCCGAUGACAAAUAAAGAAGAUACAGACUCACAAAAAAAGGAAAGAUUCUCGACUCCCAUGUCGCCAACUCAAUUGAUAAAUUUAGCCUCAAGUAACAGUACCAGAGAGCGUGACAAACAGAAAUAGCAUGGUUUCCGUUACGCAUAAUCUUUCCAUUCAUUCCAAGAAAGAAAUUGAAUAUCUAAAGAAAACCCUCUCGAACAAAACAAUUUAACGUUACUUAAGCAACAUUGACGUAAAGGAGAGGUAAAGGAGUAAUUAAUGGAUUAGGAAUCAUGCGGGUUCUCUGUACAUUUAUGGGUGGGCGUGUACUGCAAGCAGGCGGCCGGAUGCCGUAAUCUAUAUAUCAAAUUAUAUUCAGCUGGAAAUACCCUCUACCCUCUUCUAGACUGGGCACUGAAAUUCCCUGACGUAGCUCAUACUUUCUUUGAACCAAAAAGUCCAAUCUUCAAUUAGCGGCAAUGAUCGAUUUUUACUGAAAUGAUUCCCUUUUCUGCACCAAAAGCAAUCUGAUUUUGCUAUACCCUAUCCCAGACUAAACUUCAUAAAGUCAUAAAAACCCCUUCAAGCUUGUACGUAUAGUCAGUCUAUACAUGACAGUAACCCCGCCCCAAUCCACCAAACCUAAAGUCAUGCAUGCAGUCUUUCUUUACGUGUCUGUUAGACAGUAUUUUAAGACGAUUUUGAAAGGUCUGGUUGAGGUGAACUAUCAGUUUUAAAAUUAAUUACGUUACCGGUACUUUUGAUUCAGUUUCAGCUUACAUUUUUUCGUCAGUGUCACUUACCUGCUGUAGAAACGCCAAUUUUGAUUAAUUACAAGUUGACCCUCUUAAAACUUUUCAUUACAGGUUACACUGACACGCAAUAUUUAGAUUCACGAUAGCCACCCACGAUCUAAUUGCCGAAUUGAUCAAAUCAGCAAAAAUCGCAGAAUUUAAUAUCCAUAACACUGAAAAAUAAACAUGGGUACCAAACGAAACUGCACCACCACCCUGAGGUCUUUGAUAAGGCAACAGCACUCCAUUUCGUAAUCAUUUCCCUCAUUUAAUACUCUCAUCAAUAUCACAAUCACUUCAUUUUGUGGACCAGUGGUAUAAAUGAUGAAUAUCACUCGUAUUUCUUGCCGAAUAUAGCUGACAGGGUUCCUGAUCAAUGAUUCUGGAGGACCAAAAGGAAAUAAAAACUCCCAGUAGUUUCCUUAUGUUUAUUAAGGUUUUUGAUUCUAGAAAGUAAAACCAUUUUGUCGUGAUGUUUGGUGUGCUUUGUAUGGUGCAAUAGUGACGUACAUGUUUUUUUCUGGAUAAUGACACAGUAAAGGCAUGUCAGUGUACUGUAAGUUAUCAAUAAUCUCGUGUCUUUUGCCUUUUUCAUCGUCCCUCGCUUCAUAGCGAUUGCCGUACCCGCGCGCUUGCUAUAUAUAAAAGAAAGAAAAGAAGGGACUGACCCCCGUAAGACAAAGUAGUUUUUUUACCAUAAUUGUGGCAUGUAAUUUAUCAAAAUUGAAACAGUGAAUGAAACCUAAGAAAACCCGCUAAAAAUUUUCAACUGAGGCAUAAAAAACGCAGCAAACUCACAAAAGAAGGCGCGGAAGGACAAACUUUAACAUUAAAACGGAUUGCAAACGUAGUUUUUUAAAACUAAUGUUUGAUAAAAUGCUUGUCUUUUUUAAGAAACCUUUCUGUCUUGCAGAAUUUCCACUAACAACAGAUGCACACUGAACCGGGCCGUAUCACUCCGUCAAAGCUGUCAAGAUGGCCGCCACAGAAAAGGCGUAGAAAGCGAAAAAAGACCAAACAAACGUCGUCCAUACUCAGGUAAACGAGCUAAUUAAAUUUAUUGAUUACUUUACGCACAACAGCAAAAUAAAAAAAACAACAUUAUUAUUACUAUGGUGUACCAACAGCACUUUUUGAUGCUAACUUCAUAUAUUUUGAAAACAGGUAGACAUUGUUUGCUUAUUGUUGUCAUUGAUCAGGUAGUUAUUAGGAAAGUUAAAAAAUUUCCAAUUACUACCCUCUGAUGAGGUUUGUUUUUUCAGCAGCUGGACUGUAGAAAGAGGCACUUUUCCCAAGGGGGAGGGGGAGACUGAGGGGGGAGGGGAAGGGGCUGGUAAGGUUUUCCAUUGGCAAGCACAUAUUGCCCCAAGGAAGGGAAUCCAGGACAGUCUUGGAUUCUGGAUUCCGCACUGUGGAUUCCGGAUUCCAGGUACCGGAUUCUGGUAUUUGUCAGUAGAACUUGGAUUCUGAAUUCCAAUAGUUAGUGGGAUUCCAGAUUCCUUGAGCUGUAUUCCGGAUUCCAAAACCCGGGAUUCCAGAUUCCAUGAGCAAAAUAUUCCCGGAUUCCAGAUUCCACGAGUGUAAAUUUCCUGGAAUCUGGAUUCCCUUACACUGGGCGAGACAUAAAAUAAACUUACAACACUGUGGGAAUGAAGUGAGUUCAUUGGCUAUUUUUGUAUGCAAACCCAAAUCGCACCAGCUUUUAACCUGUUCCAGGCAUUCAGACUGGUGGGGACAGUGCAAAGAAAAGUUAACUAGAUACAACAGUGAGGGGGGACAGUGGUGUGUCGAGAAAAAAGGGGGAAUGAAUCAGGACCAUCAGAAUGGCAUGCAAUGUAGUUAUGGUUUAAUGCAAAAUGUCUUCUCUAGAACAGAAUGCAUGGUAUAAUAGUAAAAGAAUUCAUGCAGUUGCAAAAAGAGAAGCCCGGAAAAAUUCAGGCUUGCUGGUAUUUGAACCUGGCCUCAGCAAUACCAGAGCAGCCCUCUAACCAAUUGAGCUAGCAAGCCAAAGGGGAGAUCGUCAUUUAAUUGGCUUGUAACAUACCCGGGAAAGAUGAAGAUAAAAAUAUUAAUAAUGAAUAUAUAGAAUUUCAUAUAUCUGAACUGAGAUGAAGAAACAAAUGCAGAGAACAUCAUCACAGUUUAAUAAGCAACUUAGAAUGCAUGAAGUGAAAAUUCACUUGACUAUUGAAUUAAUAACUCUGUGUAGUCCAGGCUCUGAGAGACUCCUAACGUCAAAGUCAAGAGUCAAGGUUGUCCCCUUAAGUCUCAAAAUUAAACCAUUUAAUCAAUUCCCUUUCUUUAAUGAUCGCUUGGAAGUUAUUAAAACAAUGUUGGCUGUUUGGCCAGGAAUUGUAUCGAAAACCAAGAAGUGAAGUGACCGGCACCAAUUCAUGGUAAUUACACUACACUCAAGUGGCUGAUACCAGUAUUCAGUACUAGAUAAACCUUAAACGUUGAUGGACAACACCACUUCUUGUUAGGUAAAUACAACGUAUAAAACAAAAUGGAUUGCAUACACGCGCUCAGUUAUUGUUGGUCAUUGUUAAACACUUCAUGAUCAUUAACUUAAUGUAAAUGGUCACCACAAAAACUGGAUAAUCUGACGAACACAGCUCUCUAUUUAGCUCUAUGAGUCUAUGAUAGACCUAUUCGGCUAACUCAAUGUUGUACCCAAUUCAAACUCUUUGGGGAUAAAACUUUUUGUUUCAGGAAUUUCCAUACAUUUAAAUGUGAAUGCCACAUUAUAAUCCCGAGGGGGGGAGGGUACUGCCAUAUAUGGGCUAUAUAGGUAUGUGCCGCUGUGAAGGGUAUGGUUUUCAAGCAGUUUACUCUAGGAUAGGGUAUAUAAAUCAGAGCGUUUGGCUCUAGAGUAGGGUAUCAUUUUUCAGGAAACCGAUCAGUUGGUUGAAGAUUUUAUCUAGACUAGGUACACAGCUACUCUUGGAUAGGGGGAUUUGGGGAGUUUACUCUAGUAUAGGGUAGCAAAAUUCAGCUGAACUUGCUCUGGUAAAGGUUAAGGGUUCCAGGCUCCCAGCGGCACAUCCCCACCCAGAAAUUCCUAAAGUGCCGCCCCCGGGAUUAUAAUGCACAUACAGAACACAAAGAAUCUUAACCCCGGGAGAUUUGAAUUGGGUACAACAUUGAGUUAGCCGAAUAGGUCUAUUAAAAGUUAUAAAACAAGUCCUUGAGAGGACUUUAAGCUUAAACAACAUGAGUCGACUUCGAUCAAUAAUCAGCAUGCUAGCAUGCCAUAUAAAUCAGAUGCCGUAUGAUAAACAUUUUUUUUCGUAAAGGGGAUUUCAGGGCCGCUUUAGUUUCUCCUUUUUACGCAAGAAAGCCUUACCUACAAAUAAAAUUUAAAACAAAUGAAUGAAAGACAAACUUACUAUACCUGCCAACUCUCACGCCUAAGGCGUGAGUCUCACGCCUGCGGGUUGAAAACUUCGAUCUCACGCCGGCUCACGCCUGCGGGCCAAUUUCUCACGCCUGAUUGAAGAAUGUGAGUUGUUACCGUCUUGCUUGACACAAUUUCCAAAAAUAUGUUAACUCAGACCCAUGUUAGGAACGAAAACCAUGUGUAAAUGAAUAAAUAACAAUUACCUUCCUCGCGAUCUCUGAUUUUGUGGAUAAGCGUUUUCUCGAUAACUUCGCCUUCGGCAGACUUCGGACGUCUUCGGACUUCUUCGGAAGACUUCGGACUUCUUCGGGAAUCUUCGGAAAUGAUCGUGUCGUCUGCAAAAAUCCCAGAACUCCCAGGAUAAAACUCUCACGCUUAUAUCUCAGAAAAAGUUGGCAGGUAUAACUUACGUGACUGCAGGGGCGCUCCAAUUAAGUUUGCCGCCAUUUUGAAUUGACUCUGACAGCUGGGCGCUGGGCGAGGUCUGGAGCCGAGAGUAAAUCCGGUCCCCUCACUUUUAAUUAAAGUUUCCUGUUUUAUUAAUUAUAAAUCCUAGUGCAAAUAAAGUAGCACUGUUUUAACAUAUAUAGCAGAGGCAUUCCUUUCCUACUGCAUGACAGAUAAGAAAACAACAGUUCAUAGAUCAGCACACCUUAGAGUUGCCAAAUUUGUAAUCCCCCCCCUGUAUGUAUUAAAUUUUACAUCCAACCCCCUAUCCCUUGUUGUCAUUUUCUCCUACGCCCCCAUCUAAUUUUCCAACCCAUCCCCCCCUUCAGGUAAUUAUCCCUUAGUGCUUGAAAGUAUCUCUCAUUGCUAGAUAGGACUUUGCAGAAUUUCAUUGGUUUUAUGGUCUAUCAAAUUCUCAUGGACAAUCGAUAUUUUCCCGAUACAGCUAUAUCUCAAACAUACAGUCAACAUAUGAAAGGACUGGACUUUGAUGGUCCCUCGAGAAAAAAAAACCUCCGGUCCUAAGGUGCCGGGGGUGGGCGCCCGUGACAAUGCGAGCUCGCGUGAACCCUAAAGAUUAAAUAAACAACAAUUACGUGGGUUUGCUACGUGAUAUUCUGAUCAACUUUUCACAUCGCCUGUUUACUUUGGUAAGGCAGUUGUCUUGGGGUUCAUUGAUCCUCAAUAGAUAUCGCGUCCCAGUAUUCACUAAGUGAACCAACGAUUACAUUGUCAUAUGUACCUGUCACUGCAUUACUACUCGAAUAUUACGCGAUCAAUAUAGCUUUUAUUCAAAUUUCUCUAUUGCAAAAUUUCGUUUGCUUUAUUUUGCCUACAAGCAAUAAAAAAGUUAUAACUUAAGUAUGUUUUUUUGCACGUGUUCUUUAAAAAUCGCAUUACCCUAAGUAAUGAGAUUAUAAAGAUUUAGUCAUGAUAUUGUAAUAUUUUGUCGGCUUCCCUCCACCAUUAGAUCAUUUCCUUUUACUAAUUCCAGUGGACGAAAAAAAAUUAAGCUGUUCUUUUUUGAAGAAGAAUACUUGAAGUCACAAAAGAAGUGUUCACCAAUAAAAUCAAAAUAUCUUUUGUUCAUUUCCGGAAACCCCACCAAAUUAGGCUUGCAAAAAAUUGUUCAGGACUUAAUGGAUUUAGUGACCCUUCAUGACUUUUAUUUGCGGAUGAAGACGUAAUUUCCUUUAAUUUCAAUAAAGCUAGUUUUCUCAGUGACUUAUCACUGUUUUCGAGCGAAAGGGCCUCUGCUGCUAAGCUUUCCAAAACGACUGCGGCCCGAUUGCUUUUUUUCGGUGUCCUGUGCGGAUCCCUCGGGUCACACUCGACGGGGAACCGAUUGUUUUCACUUUGAAUAUGGCGGACGAUUUGGUUGCACAGAACGAAAUAACAUGAGUGAGUUUGGAGCAAGCUUGCGAUUGAAAUAUGUUCGUUGGUCAAUACUACAAUCAUUAUUCAAGAUACGAAGAUGAGUCGUCUGAAGAGGAAUGCGAGCACUGUUCGAGACAAGACCUGUAUUUUCGCGAACCAGUGUAAGCUGCUGUCAACAUUAAGAUAUUUUUACCUGCAAAGAUGAAUUAUUAUUCGUGCGACUCUUUAGUUCUGUAUCUUAGUCGUUGUAUGCAAUUUUAUUUCAAACUUCCAAUGACAUAUUGGUCUGGUUUUUAGUUUGUUGCGAUUGACAGUAUUUUCUAGGGAAAGCAAUUGGUUUUCAUAUGCAACGAUUGUAUUUCGAUGGAAUCGCUUAGUAUCAGCAUGCAGUAACUGUCGUCGCUCUGGCGUAGGAAUGAAUGUUCUGUUAUUUUAAUUUCGUUAUAAUUUGUUCUCAUUCCAUCGGUGGAAUCAAAACAUAAUUAAAAAGGCAUCAUCAUUAGCACUAAGCUCAUGAAACUAAAUUACAAAUUAAGUUUAUCUCACUUUGUCCUGCCGUUCUGCAAAAGGUCAGUCCUGGGUAAUGUUUGCAAAACUCUCGUGUCUUUGCUACUGUAGUUAUUAAAUAAACCAAACAGAUUUUUACACAACAACGUAAGAGCGCUAAUGACUUCUGAUAACGAUCCACAGGGCUUGUUUUUAUGCCUGUAGCGUGAAAUUUAUGUAGAUUUCAAGUGGUUUAUAAAGUCCUCUCUCGCAACAUUUAACUUGACCUGGUUUUUCCGUUUCAGAUACGAGGAACCGCCAUGGGCCGAUCAUAUUAAGGAGAAAGGAGAUGUAUUCUACAUCGAACCUUUCAAAGAACCAUCACCAAACGAUGUCUUGGACUCAAUGGAACAACUGAACAUUUCUGACAACGGCUUUGAAGAUGCCCGGGAGAAAGGGAAGCUUAGAGGUUUGAACUCGGUGAAGAAAAUAUUUCCCGGGUUGAAGCGGGACAAAUCCGACGAUAAAGGCAAUAAUGAAAAGAAUUUGAAACAUUCGAGUUCUUAUGGAGUCGUGGAGGGAAUAAAUAGUCUCAACAGGUUGACUGGGCGCUUUUUCACGAAAGAAGUACAACUGAUUGUAACUCCUCGAAAGGCUCACUCUGGAUCAAAGAAUGACUUUGAAACGUUGCUUGGUAUCAUUCCUGGGAGAGAUAAAGCUGGAAAACUGUCUCAGACUGAUAGCUAUUCAGGAUCAAGGCUCUAUAUCAAGGGUUUUGUUCCUGAUGGGCCUGCUUUGCGCAGUGGAGAUUUGAGAAUAGGUAUGCAUGCUUAGAUCAUAAUUAUAUUUUCAAGGGAAACCUUGAGUAUGGUUAUGUAACUUUUGAGUUGUCACACAACACAUGUAUUGUGAUGUGAGUUUGUGGGCAGUUAUACCUGGAAACUCUCACGGGUUUGUGUGAGUCUCAUGCCUGCAGACUAAAGACAUCGAUCUCACCCCUAACUCAGAAAUCUAGUGGGCGAAUUGUUCUUUAUCAAAUGACAAAUAAUGAAAAAAUUGAAUUCAAUUUUCCUGAAAACAUUCUAAAAAAGGCACUUAAGGGUCCUAACUGUAUCACAAAACGCUUAAACUGUUGCCUUUUAAAUACUAUCGGAAAUGCUGAAAGUUCGUCGGAACAUCUUUGGACAUUUUCGACAUUUGAAAAUCUUGAGUAAAUUGUUGGAAAUCUUCCGUAGUCCCAGGGACAUUUUCAGAAAUCGUGGCUCUGACAAGACAAAAAUUUCAUGCAUUCAACUCAGAAACAGUUGGCAGAUACACAUUUAUUGCUCAUGGACAUUAAUGUACGUUUAAUUAGCAGAAGUUUUGAUAAUAUAUGUCAUUACUACACUUUUUAUCUUUCAGGUGAUGUCCUUCUUUCAUUAAAUAAACUGGAUCUUAACUCUAGCAAUGUUCAUACAAUUCUUGCUGCCAUCACGGGCCCAAUGGAGGUAACGUAUACAUGUAUCUGCAUAAGUUAUACAGAAAUCUCUUUGAUGGUUCAAUUUUCUCCUUGUUUGAAAUUCUAUUCUCCUUUGUUUCAAAAAUCCCCGAGUUUUGAAAACCCUCACUUUCAACGUAACGCAAAGUGCAAACUAACCUUUCUUGUGGAAAUAACUUUAAUUUAGAAAUUUUUAAGGUUCAGAAAUUCAGCAUGGGAUUUUUUGGGGGGUUAAUUUUUGGUCCAGGGACUUUUUGGGGUUUUGUUGGAAGCCCUAGGGAUUUUCUUGUCGGGUUUUAUUUUUGCUCCCAUUUGAUCAUCCCGGUCGCUUGAAAUCUGAAGUACAUCCCCUGGGAAAUCCCUGCCCCCUGGCCCUUAGUGACAUAUCUGCACUUUGCAGUAAAGCUUAUCAGUAGGCCCUCUGUCAUUAUGCAAAUGAUGCAAUUUCACAGAGGUGAUCUCAACUAGCAUCCAGUGGUGUAAUCCACCAGAAAUCUUAUCAGUAUUGAGAAAAUGUACAAAUUUAACCAGUGGUUUAGAAUACAGUUACGUCAAAAAAUGUAAACAGAAAGAAACUAUUUCAGUCUGUGUUUAAAAAUCGUCAUGUUAAAAAUAUUUAGCUUUUAAUUAUUUGUACCAGUCUCUCAAAAUAAGUUAUGGCACUGAGAGUUUUUUAGAUGUAGAGUCUUUAGCUCAGCUUUGAUAAAAAUGCUUAUUUCUGGGUCUUGCAGUCUCCCCUAGCCUCAAAUUUACCAUUCUACAGUGUAUACCCCUUUACAUGUAAAUGCAAAUUUAAGGUUAUUCUGCAUCUCUUUCUCAAUGGGGGAAAUAGAGUCUGUCAACGCCAAAUAUCUAAGCCAAUUCAGUUGUCGAUGUACCUUCUCUGUUAAAUGACAGACUUAAAAAAUAACCUUUACAAAAAUUCUUUCAGAUUACUUUGAAAAUACAAAGACUUGUCCAGCCGAAGAUAUCCUCACCAGUCAUACGUCACCAGACCCCACCCAAGAAUGACAGUCACCUCAUCAAGUUGAUAAGUGGAGAGGCACCAGCACCUUCCAAACCUGAUCUCAAGAGCAUUACUCAUGUUGCAUUGUAUUUGACAAUCACCUCCAGUGAAGAAGAUAAUGAACCAGACCAGGUAUGGCAUACAUGUGUAUGUUGCAGGUAAAAUUUGUCAUUCUUAGGUUGAAUCAGUAUUCAAGCUAGUUUGAUUCAGAAUUGUCUUUGUUUCCAAGUUUUUUAUAUAUUGAAGACAAACCAAAUUCUGGUUUUGGCAAGACAAGACAAGAAACAACUUAAUUUACUUUCUAUACUACACACAGAAAAAAAGGGAGAUUAUACCGAGGUGAUUGUUGUGUCCUAUUUUCACACAGAAUAGUAAAAUAAAAUUUAUUUCCUAUUUUUCUUGAUGUUGCUGUGUUUAAUUUUAGGACAUUCUAUACCAGUUCCCAAAAUCAGAGGCAGCUUCAAAAUUAGUUGCUCUAAGGGGAAUGUUUUUGACGCUGAGUGACCUUAUGUCAUCAGUAACUGGUACCUCAGCAAACAGGUCAGUCUGUUUAAAAUUAUGAUUUUAAAAAUACUGUACUUGAAUUGAAUACUUAAAUUGUACUUAAACAAUCCUUUGGAUAAUUUUAGUGUGGUUUAAUUGGUCUGAUUUUUGCUGCUUUGACCUGGUGGUGCAGUUGAAUAAUAUAUCCUCUAUAAAUGGACACUACUAUAACAGAAUCAAGCAUCUGUUCCUCAUGUACGGUUAUACUGGUGGGCAAGUGUCUUUGUCUUUAUCUAUGAAUAAAAAUUAUUCAUGUUACAUUCCCUUAUGAGACACAGACUUUGCAACUCCUCUGCCAAAACUUUGCUCACACUGACAAUCCCACUAGCUAUGUGGGCUAUGGUUCUUAUGACUGAGAUCAACAGUAUACAUGUAUUGACAUGAAAAUUGGUCUGCUCUACUUUCUCAGCUCUACACUGGUGCUGGACAAGAAACUUGUUCACGUUGUGUAUUCCAAGGUGGACAGAGAUGUGUUGGUCAUUGCCAUGCCUUCAGAAAGGUAUUUUGUUACUUUGUUAUUUACUCCAGUUUAAACUGACUGUCAUUUUAUGCUAAUAAUACUAUUGAUUACUUUUCAGGUUGCCUCUGGUGUAUCUGCAGAACUUAGUUGCUGACAUCACUAAGAUUUUAUCACUUUCAUUUGGAUCAAUUAAAAGGUACAGGGAGGGGGGCAUGAAAAUUGUUUUUGUCAGAAGGCGCCUUUUUUUGUCCAUUGAACAACUCCAGGCAGCAACUGAAGGUGUCUUUUUAGCAACUGCAUUUUGCAAGUACUGCAACAUACAUACAGUGACAACAGCAGAGCUCUUUACCUUGAUCCUUAAUGUUUGAUUGAUUCUUACGCCAUUGUAUCAUUGUUGUACAGGGCAUUCUCUGACAAGAUAAACAAAACAUGGCUGGACCACCUUUUCUCCCUGUUGUUUGAGAAAGCUCUAAGAAAGCCUCCUGGUGCAGCAGAUAAAGAUGGCCAAAAUGUGACUUUACCAGAUAUUUUUCCUGGUGUCCAGUGGCUGAAUCUACCUUUAACUACAGAGGUAAGCUUGUGGCUGAGCACCCAGUUACUAAAUGAAAGCAUAUUGUUCAAUUAUUUGGGUCAGUCUGUCCUCAUGAGUUAUAAUAACAUUUCUUGUUUUUUAUGAAAAUUCUCUACUUAAAAAGGAAAGAGCACACUGUUAAUGUUAACAGUGGAAGAGAACGGUUCUUGAAUUCAUAUUGAGUGUUUAAUUGUUAUCUUUUUUUUUUACUGAUAUACAUGUAGAGUAUGUAUCAUGCUGACAGGGCUGUGCUCCAGCGUCACCCAAGGCCCCUGGCACCUUAUUUUUGAUAUUGGGCAACUAGGAAUUCUUAGUUUUUGUAUAGAAGUCAUAUGCAUUCUUUAAUAAUGCAGUCAGUUCAUAGCAUUCCUUUUAAUAUAUUUUGUUUGUAUGCUGUAUUUAGGUGGAUGUUCAUUGCUGCCUCAGUGAAUUGGAAGCGGCUGAUUAUGGAGAAUUUGUAAGUUGGUUCUAUCCCGUGACAGUGAUUCCUUCAAGUUUUCCAUCCUAUAGAAAAAAAAAACAUAAACAAUUCUAAGGUGGAAACCUCAACCGAAGUGAUUGCACUUGAUCCAAUAAGAACAUCAAGUGAACAAGUUAAAGCCAACUUACAUUUGAGGGGUUCUGUAGUUUGUCUUUACUACUACAUUUUUUCUUUCAUUUCCCUUCAGGCAGAUGACUAUUUUCAAAUUAGAAGAUUGUAUACAAUUUUAGGAUCUAGCAUAUUUUAUAAGGUAUGGAUUAAUAAUUUUUCUCCGACAUUCUGUGAAUAAUCUGUUCCUAUUGCCUGUAUAAAAAUCUUAUGCACUAUGAAUUUACUGUAGAAAAUAACAACAAUAAGUGGGGUUCUUGAGUUUGUGAAUGUCGGCAGCAAAAAUUUGUCCUCAUGAUACUAGAAAUUAUGCACAACUGAUCUGCUAAAUAUUUUAUUUGAGCUGGUUUCCAUGAUUAAAAUCAACUAAAAGCGUUGUUGUUUGAGUAUAUUUUUAAAUAAAUUUCCCAUUUUUACCACUUUGCAGGGAUAUUUAGUUGCUAAUCAUUUACCAAGAGAAGAUUUAGAAGAUGUUGUAUUAUAUUGUAAAUAUCACUGUUUACUGGCCAUGAGUGCAGAGCAGCGUGUUGGACAACUUGUCAUCUGGAGAGAGGUAGGUUGUUUCAUUUUCAUUCUUAUUUUUAUUGAUUUAUUUAUUGAUUAAUUUUCCUUUUCUUUCUUUUUUCAUCUUUGCUCAAUUAAGCUAAAUUACCGGCUUUUUAAGUAUAUAUUAUUGAUUCACAGUGCAGUCUAACCCUAUUAUGUGGUUCCUUUCACAGUCACCCCACUGUAUGGUCUUGUCAGAUUUUGUUAGUCACUGUAAACAGAACCUUUUUAAAAGUGGCCACUUGUCCCUCAUCUGAGGGUGGUUGCUUGGUAGGGGUCCAACUGUAUAUCCUUGGUUUUCACCCCUACACAUAUUUAUGUAGGUGCAAAAGCAAGAAGAUCACAACCUCGUUCCAAGGUUCUCUGUCCUACUGGACGGGUAGGAGAGAACUCUGAGAACAAAGUUGGGAAGAUCACUCUGAUUGCUCACUAGGGCUCAAAACUAAGUCCUGUCUGGUUGUCUGGGACAGGUAGUUUUUCUUACUGGGCAACAAAACUUUUAAUUUGCUCACUUGCCUGAUGGGCAAGGAUCCAGGCAAGUCAUUCCCUAACAAAAUCAUAAGCUAAGACAAGCAAGUAGCUGCCCUUGGCAAACAAACGUGAGUGCUUGGCCUAAGGACGCGGUGCUAGAAUUCAAGUUUUGUGGUUGUUGUUUUUCGAGCGCUGUUCACAUUACUUGAAAAUAAAUUGUCUCCAGGUUUUUCCAACAAGAAGAAGUUCUAAGAGCAGAAGAGAAGAGGACAAAGAGUAUCGUGAACCUUCAGCAAGAUAUUUCUUGCUCAUAGUAGGCAUGGUAAGACACGCCUAUAGUGAUUUAUGUAGUAUUAGUUGAAGAAAAGAGGUAAAAGGGAGGGUGGUGGUAUACAGGGGGAGUUUUCAGGCUAAGAGAUAACAUGUAGGAACAUUUCCAAGAGCACUGACAAUUUACAGGUGGUGUCUUGGUUGAAUACCAGCUAAGGGUGCUGUUAUAAGAAUUUGGCUACUAUUGUUGUGUGGAUUUCUUUUUUAAACUUAAACUGCUCCCUGUUUUGUCUUGUUUUUCACUUUGGUGAUUGUGAGUAUUGUCUUAAACUGAUGCCUCCUUCAGCAAUCUGAUGCCUACUGAUUCUGAGAUUUACUGAAGCAUCUCUCAACCAGCAGACCUGCCUAAGUGUACAAAAAUAAAUGUAUAUAGAAGUAUUGCUUUGUAGCCCUGACCUAAAGUAAAGGGACUUUUUAUCUAUAAUAUUAUUUCUAUUCUUAUCGCAGUAACAAAGUUAAAUAUAGAGAAAACCACAUUAAUUUUGAUAAAUUAGGAUUAUGAAUAAACUAUUACAUUUUUUGUUUAGAAACAUUGGCUUAUGUGUGUCCUAUUAGAGGCGGGAGGUAUCUCAAAACGGUAAGCAUACUGAGGAAGUUACAUGUAUUGAAUGGCAAGUAACUUUACUACAUGUAUCAUAAUUUUGUCUUUAGUGUUUUAGAGACAAUAUUUUAUGCAUUUAGAGAGACCCUUGUCCAGAGGCACUUGGUCAUUAGACCGUGACAUGUAUAUUGUAUUCAACUUUUACACAUUUUACCUUAGACCAAUUUUGUAUAUAUUUAUAGCGCUACGUGAAAUAUUUACUCAUCCCUGUUGAUGCCGUUGAUCGGCAAAAGUUUGGAUUUUUAUUUUUUUUAAAACGGACAGUAGUUUAAGGCCUCAUAUGAACAUUUUAGUUUUUUAUUAUUAUUAUUAUUUUGUCUUUAGUGUUAUGCUCGAAGCCUUCACUUGACUUCGUGUACUUUCUCAGCUAUAACUCUGUCGCAUUGUAAAUAAGUUAUGGUAAAAUUUACAUGCAUUUCAUUCCUUUUGUUGAUUCUAUAUUAUGUUAUAUUUAUAUUUAUAUAUUUAUUUAUUUAUUAUGAAGGGCUGAGGGCCACCCUCCACCGAAUACUUACUAUGUGGAUCAAGUCAAAAACACUUUGCAUCAAAUUGAAUCCAUGGACAUUCCCUCUGUUUGUGAAGCAAGGUACAGUGCAUAAUUAAACGUAGAUACAGCUUUUACGUUCUAUGUACAGAAUUUACAGUGAUAAAAACGCUAGGUUUUAUUGUCAGAGCAGAUAUUUUCAGUUAAGUUGUUUAAGUGGAAAACUUUCGCGAAGCCUCGAUAGAAAUUUCUGUCAGCCAACUCGUGGUCGUGCUUGCUGUUUAAGUUAGUGACAGACUUAAGCUGCUAACUAUAAUUAAUUAAAAAUUCAAUGUGCAAAACCGAACAUUUCAAAAAGAUUUUCACAGCGAUGUGACUUCAAGCCCACGGCUUUCAUAUCGUGAUCAAAAUAGUUGAAUAUUAGUGUGCUCCUUUGCUGACCUUUUCCUGUUUUUGAGUGGUAUACCGUGAAAUAUCGUGCGUUCUGGUAGCCCAAGAAAACUACAUUUAAGGAGUUAAAUACAACCCACGGAAUCAGAAUUCGACACGGAUAUACAGCCCUCUGCCCGUUUCUUCAUUCGCGGCAUGGAGUGCUAACCUUAGGAUUGGACGGAACAUGUACUAGGAUUACUUGCUAUACCUUCGCAAGUUAUUCGUUACCUAUUGCUUUGUUGUACAUAUACUACUAUUUUUUUUCAGUUUACGGAGCCCUCGCCAUCCUCCACUGGCCUCAGCUGACGCCCUGCUUAUAAGUCCCCCAACGACAAUGCUACAGAAGUCGUCUUCAAGCUUUGGUGGCUCCGACACUCCCAGCUCACAGAAAAAGCACGGCAGUUUAGAUAACUUGAGACUACAAGGUACUUGUACUCUUACGUAGUGACGUUCGCUUAACAGUUAGCAGUUUGUCAGUGAACUAAUCCGCUAGGCAUUAGGAAGUCAUUUACAUGUUGUCAAUCAGUCAAUAAGUUUUUUUGAAUUUUGCGCAAGGCAUCAGUCAGUUAGCCUUUCAGUUUGUUUUCCAGUCCAGUCAAUGUUAGCCAGUCCCUUAGCCAGGUAGCCAUUAAGCCAGUUAUUGAGUCGGUAAGUCUGCCAAUCACUCUGCAAAACAAUCACCCAGUCAGUCAGUCAGUCACAGAAGUAUAACACUCACAUCAGUCGGUCGGUCAAGUUAAAACGUUUAAUUGUCCGCCUUAUCGAAAGAGAUUUGAAAGCUUCCGUUUCAAUUGAUAGCUCUUCGCCAAUCAGUCGAUCAUUCUGUUUGGAACCACCCAUUCAGUCAAGGAGUGAGCCAACAGUUAGUAAUUCAUUCAUUCAGUCAUUCAAUCAAUUAAUCAGUUAGUCAGAUAAUUGAAAGUCCAACCAGAGACUCAUUUGUGGUUAUUUAAAACAGUGUUACACCAAAUCAAAUAAGCUCCUUGUCUUCUCACAUUAUCGCUUUUCAGAUGAAGUAGAUUCUAAUGAUAGUGGGAGUAUACCCUCGGUACUUCGCCGCACAGGAUCCGAUAGUUCUGGAAGUCUGGGCAGCUUCGGAGCCAAAGGUAAACUGAGAUCGUUGCGGUCCCAGUUUUCCCUCAACUCUGCAGGAACGUUCAGAAAGAGUUUACCUGAAAAUAUGCCGGAUUUGUCUCAAGUGGUCACAGGAAAGUAAGUAUAACCGUCAAAGUUAGGAUGUUAAGGGCCUUGAGGCCAAUGAAAACGCCGCUGAAACAUUGACUUCAAACUUUUUCGCUAUAAUACCAUGUCAUCCAGUUAGGAGAGCCGAGAAGGUACCCCGUCCGAGUAUUGCAUUUGUCGUUACCUUUUUCAAGUCAAUGAAGUUAGUUUUCGUUAGCUGGGCGAAGUUAGUUUUUAUGAUGCAUGUGCAGAGCUUUCGUUUUGCUAACUAAGACCCCGUUAACACGGGUCUGGAAAAAUUUUUAAACGGAAAAAAAAAUUGCACUGAUUUGCCUUACGUUUACAAGGGACCUGCGAGACCUUGCGUGAGUUUUUGAAGGGCAAACAGUGCUGCAAUCUGUAGCGGAAUUUGCACGGUUCCUUGUAGACGGCUUGCACGGGAAAAAAUUUGUCCAUUGAAACAUUUGUCGAGACCCGUGUAAAUGGGGUCUAAACCAAUUGUGUUUUCGACGUUCCCGCUGCCGUCGCCGUCGCCGUCGUGGUUUCAUACUGAGGUUCCCAAUAAAUAGAGCGAUUUUCGUAUGACCUUGAUAUGAAAAUGUCCGAACAAACAGAAGCGAACAAACGAACGGAAAUAGAGCGAUUUGAUUGGUUUAUUAAACGGAUAUAAACGGGCGUCGAGUUUGUUUGACUAAGCGAACGCUCGGGUAAAAAACACUUCAUGCCCGAGAACUUUCUAGAAAUCAACUGAGCCGAUACUUUGCUUUGACGUCACACUGCAACACGAUUGGUCAAUCGAACAAUGCCUUCUCCAUAUUAGGGUUUUCUUUGGCGGGAUAACAAGGAGGCCAUGGUUUGAUCUUUCCAUCCAUUGGCUGAUAAAACAAAUAACGAACACUCACCGAAAUUAUUUUUCAAGGUUAUACGAGAAUCGCUCUAGCUUGGCUGAUUUCUGUUCUGACAUUUCACCCACAAUAUUAUUUUAAACAGCAAAAUAGUAUUCAUGUACACCCUUUCUCAGUUUGUGUGAGUUUAGGUUGUGGUUUUGUUGCGGUCCACGUUUAUCCGUGACUUUUUGGUGUAUUAUUUUUGCUUCCAUAAUUAUUAUAAUUUAAGUGAAAAAACUUAAACUACAACAAACACACGACCAUAGUUGACUGUGUUUUCUGUCAUGCUAGGUUGACUGCUGGUAUAGAUAACACCUUGUUUCAUUAUGUGAGCUGGGAUUCAUUUCAUGGCAUUGUAGUCUGUCCGAAUGAUGGCGAUGCGCCCACUACGGGAGGACUGGUACAUGCAGAGGUGGUGAACACGUUCCAGAAAACCUGUCUCUCCAUGCGUAGAUUAUUUUCUCCUUAUUACAAGCAGGUAUGUCGAAAAACCAUUUUACAAUAACUGAGUAAUUUCUCGUUCGCUGAUUUGUAGAGAGUUGGAAAUGAGCUCAUGGAGACGCGAUUUGUUUUUUUCUUUCUUAAAGUGGCAGUGUACCUUAUACGAGGUGUUAAUUGAGGAGACUGCUUCCGCUCGUACUGCUGAUUUUGAUUGUAAUAACAGUAAUGCGUAUUUUGCACAAAUAUGCGAAAACUGGAGCCAAAUUCAAGCAAUUAUUGUAAUAUCAUUUUCCCUUCAACAGCGCUUAAAGCAGAAAAAUCCCAACGCACGUUUUACAUGUACCGUAGUGGAGGAUGUGGUCGAACAUGGCGUGAUGUUCCACCGAAUUCCAGACAACGCAACUGAACAAAAGAAGUCUCCAUCAAUCUUCAAGUAUUGGGUUAUCGGGUACGUUUAGAAAGAUUUCGAACUGUUACGAGGAAAUAGGCAAGCUCUAGGUGGGAGCAGUAAGAGGUUGCCUUUUAGUUUACUUUCUUCGUAUUUCUUUUUAUUGCUAUUUCUUUUUUUCUCUUCUUCUUCUUGUCGUCAUUGUAUAUAUUUGAGGUGUGAAAGAGCCGUCUGUUGCGGCAAGCUGACCAAUAGGCCAUUUGUUGUUGCCCAAGCCUCUGUUUUUAAGCGAGGCUAAGUGCCAAGCCAUCGAUAUGAAAAUGAGUUUUUAUUCUCAUCAAUAAAAACUCAUUUUCCUUAGAAGGUUUUUGCACUUAGCCUCGUUUUGAAAGUGAGAGAUUUUGGAACUCGGAAAUGGCCUAUUGGAGUGUGUUAUUUAAAAUAAUUUCUCGGAAGGGAAGGAAACUGCGCUUGAAAGCAUAUACCAGCACGUUUAACUCAAAUGUGAGUGAUAUUAAAAGCUAAUUCAUAAUACUUUCUUCUGUUGAACCUAGACGGCUUCUACCAGGAGAUCAUCCGCGUGAACUGUACGUGUGUCACCACCAGUCAGUGCCUCAAUCUGUGGUAGAGUUGGCCUUCAAACUGGGUUUUGGAGUUUGACCUCGGGCAAUACCAUCAUGAAUCUUCACCUCCUGUGUAGCCAGAGAACUUCCUCAUCUCUAAAGCUUCCGGCUGCAGUAGUGCAGAAUGCCGAUAAGUGGGUAAAGGAUUUCCGUCGAACAGAUGCACUUCACAAAAUUAUGAAGUGUAAAUGCUGCAGCUAUUAGAAUUAUUAUUUGGAAGCAAGAUUCGCGGUGAACUCAUCGCUUUCAGAAAUGGAAAAGAGCGUUUUUGUUGUUUGAAACGUUGCGAAGAAAAUGUAAUUAUGAAUUAAUGUUUAUUCCCACACUUGAAGUUUUCAAAAGGCCAAAAACAAAAUUUAUGAGGCAAAUCGUUUUGUAAGGUUUUUGAAAAUAGCGGUUCCACAAACUGCUGUCGAGUUUAAAUUUUUAAGGCUACAAAACGAUGCAUUCCUCGCCCAAGAUCAAAUGAAAUAAGUUUCUAUGACUAUGGAACAAUAAGUAUUCAUAUUGCUAAGUCUGACUUUAAUAAAUUCACAUGUCAUAAAAGCAUGGGAUCGGCUUCCUUGGGUAAAGAAAUCUGAUGGUACUGUCUCUUUCUCUGUACUCGUUUAUAAUUGUUAAUAUUUAUAGAAGUCCAGUUUUCAUUGGCUAAAGGUAUGGCUUGUUGCCGCAUAAGCACG
Molecule: messenger RNA, 31941 nt
Organism: Porites lobata
Lineage: Eukaryota; Metazoa; Cnidaria; Anthozoa; Scleractinia; Poritidae
Source: the annotation of a GenBank genome assembly